UUUGAAUUUUUCAUUUAUCUGAUUCUUCCACUCUUCAAACCGAGCUUCCCACGAUCACCAUUAUCAAGCCCUAACCAAUUUCUUCUUCCCACGAUCACCUUCUCCAAGCCCUCACCCACGUUUUCCUCAACCUACAUUGUCAUGCUCCACUAUAUUUUUUCUAUAUAAAUGGCAUCCACUAGAAGUGGUUCGAAAUCACCAUCUCCGGCGAAGAAACUUUCUAAAAAAUCGAAGAAGCCUCCAACUGUUACUUCCAAAGUCGAAGCUAAGAUGGGGUUAAAAAAAAUUGCUAAAAAUUUAGUGGCUGAUGUUCCAGAGACAUCGGGCACUAAGAAAAGAGCCCCUCCUGUUAAAGCCGAUGCUCCUAAGACUAAAAGAGCAAAAAUUUCCAAGUCUGCACGCGAUGUAAGUUUCUCUUUGUUGUUUUUAAAUUUUUCUUUAGUUUUUUUCUGGUUGUUUUAUUUGUGGUGUUACAUUUGAUGAUUUAAAGUUUUUCACAUUUUUUGUUCUAGGUUUCCUCAGAUUCUGAUUUUGAGGAUGAAGUGCAUGGUGAGGACCAAAAGCCCAAAGUUGAAUCAAAGGUCCAUGCUAGGACCUCAGUGAAGGUUGAAGGAUUUGACCUACCAAAGAAAAAUCCCCCUAAGGUGUCCUUUUUUUUAAAAAAAAAAAAUUAUUUUUAUUAUUUGUUUUCUGUUUUUUUUUUUAGUUUUUUUUGUUUUUGUCCUGAUUUAUUUUGUUUAUAUUGAUACAGGAAUGGGAUUAUAUUUAUGACCAGAAGAAUCUAUUCAUUGCGAAAGCCUUUUCCACUGCUACUUUCCAGGUGAUAGAGAACAUUAAGUCUUGUCUUUCAGAUGUACAGCUUGAAAUGUUUUCAAAAACCUGUUUUGGUCAUUUCCUUAACCUUCCCGAUUUUAAAGUUCAACCCCAAGUGUUUCAUGGGUUGUUGCUCCGGGAGGUUCAGCAACCUAAUGAUGCUGAGUUGUGGGUAAUGAUACGCGGUGUUAGGCUUAGGUUUAGCAUUGAGGAAUUUGCAUUGAUUACUGGGUUAGACUGUGAAGGUGACUGUAGUGUCUUAGAUUUUAAGCAAGAGGUUAAUAGUCUUUGUGAAAGAUAUUGGCCAACUUCGUCCUCUAUCACUAAGGAAUCUGUUAGGGAAUGUUUUACCACCAAGAGGUGGGGUGAUUCUGAUGAGGAUGCUGUGAAGUUGGCAGUUUUGUAUUACGUGGAGUGGUUCUUGCAUAGUGGCACUAAGCAUAAAAAUGUACCCAAGUCUAUUUUAGAUGUUGUAGAUAGUGGGAGGUACAAUGAAUUUGCUUGGGGCCGGAGUUCUUUUGAAUUGACUAUUUCCUCAUUGAAGGGUAAGCUUGAUAGUUGGGUUGAGGGUGUUAGGAAGGCAAGGAGUUCGGGAAAGAGGCCGAGUGUUUUUUACACUUUGAUUGGUUGUCCUCAUGUUCUUCAAGUUUGGUUCUACGAGUGUUGUAAGUACAUGAAAGGUAAGUACUGCCAAAAGGAAAGCUCUCGUAUUCCAAGGAUCACUCAGUGGACAUGCAAUAGUCAACCUACUUUCAAAGUUUUGAAGACUACUAUCUUUGAUGUUUCCAAAGAUAAGCUGCAACUUUCAAAUAUGAGGCCCACGGCUGGUGAGUUCAAAGCUUUGAAACUGAGCAGUUUCAAGUUCGACACCGACUACAACUCUUACAAGAGUCUUCCUCUUCGUGAAGAGCCAACUGUUGCUCAGAGUGACAUUUCUGUCAAGCUUGAUGCCUUUUCUGAGAAAUUUCAUGGGUUGGAGGUCAAGAUCGAUUCGUUGCAUACUUCCCAACAGAAGAUUUCAUCUGAUUUGGUUGAGUUGAAAGAGUUUGUGUCUGCACAGUUUGUUUCUUUUGGUGCUCAGAUGGCUUCAAUGCAGACACAGUUUUCUACUGUUUUUGCCGAUUCCUAUGCCAAGGAAAAAGGCAGUGACUCUUCCAAUGAUGAUGAUGGAGGUGGUGAUGAAGCAGAUUUUGAUUUAAAUGAAUCUGAAGAAACUGAUGAAAAUGAAGAAGAGAAUGUUAUGGGUGAUGAAGAAGGGGAGGGUAGUGAAGGUGAAGAGAAGGAUGGUCAAGCCGAUGAAGAUUCUGACUCAAAAGAAAAAAAUGAUAAUGGCAGUGAUGAUGAAUCCACUGAUAGUGAGGAGAAGGUAGAUAAGUAGACAAUGUAACUAGGUUUUAGUUACUUUGUGUGGUUUAUUUUGUUGUAAGUCCGUUUUAGGUAGUGCUCUUGUAAUUCUAUGUUAUUGUUAUGUCUCUUGUUAUGUUUUAUUUUUCAGAAAUUUGCAACUA
Cannabis sativa is the source of this 2321-nucleotide messenger RNA. RefSeq lists its product as uncharacterized. Bases 866 to 2191 code for a protein of 441 amino acids. The transcript has 4 exons. The record is from RefSeq and is a predicted model, not a curated record. NCBI's taxonomy places the organism in Eukaryota, Viridiplantae, Streptophyta, Magnoliopsida, Rosales, Cannabaceae.